GAUAUAUUACAUACGAAGUCACAUGAUGUUACAUGCAUUUCAACAGUUUGCCCAGUUCCACGGCAACCUUUAUAUGGAUCGGCAGUAUACAUGUGCAGAUAUCCUAGUUGUCGUGUCUCAUACCGGUGUCCCGCAUUACCUGUUUUUCCUCGACCUCAUCAGUUUGCGACUUGUCAAGCAAACGGUAUAUGGGACAACAAUGAUCCAGCAGAUUGUUUCAUUGGAGGAUGUCCAAGGCUUACUCUACCAACUAAUGGACAAAUGAGUGAGGCCCAGUGUGGGGAUUGGACCUCCGGUUGCGUUGUUACAUUCACUUGUGACGAAGGGUACACACUUGAUGGCCCCAAUCAAAUGACCUGUCAACACAACAGUACAUGGAGCCCAACAAAUAAUCCUCCUGAAUGCAAAAUUCGUAAGUCAAAGAUUUAUACACUCAAUAAAGAUUUUAAAAUUUAACUACUUUAUACACUUUUUUAA
Messenger RNA from Ruditapes philippinarum (Manila clam), 477 nucleotides. Its product is annotated as P-selectin-like. The transcript has 2 exons. Lineage: Eukaryota; Metazoa; Mollusca; Bivalvia; Venerida; Veneridae. The coding region runs from base 91 to 456 and encodes 121 amino acids. The record is from RefSeq and is a predicted model, not a curated record.